ACGGUUUAAAUGGAGGCGCGAUGACAAUAGAAAACUCUCUCUCUCAUUCUCUUCUUUGUUUAGCGUUCUAGGGUUUUUGCUUCUCGAUCUUCUACUGCUCAAAGGCUUAGCAAGGAUGGUGAGAGUCAGCGUCCUGAAUGAUGCUCUCAAGAGCAUGUAUAAUGCUGAGAAGCGUGGGAAGCGCCAAGUCAUGAUCAGACCCUCCUCAAAAGUGAUUAUCAAGUUCCUCUUGGUUAUGCAGAAGCAUGGAUACAUUGGUGAGUUUGAAUAUGUUGAUGACCACAGAGCUGGAAAGAUAGUCGUUGAGUUGAAUGGUCGAUUGAACAAAUGUGGUGUUAUUAGUCCAAGGUUUGAUGUGGGUGUGAAGGAUAUUGAACCCUGGACCGCUAGGUUGCUUCCGUCUCGUCAGUUUGGGUACAUUGUGCUGACCACAUCGGCAGGCAUCAUGGACCAUGAAGAAGCAAGGAGGAAGAAUGUUGGCGGUAAAGUGCUCGGCUUCUUUUACUAGUUGGAGUUUUUACAGAGGAUAUCACAAAUUUCCAUGGAAUUUUGGCGGUCGAAAGAAUUUUGGAUCUCAAUAUUUGGUGUCUUUUGGUUUAUGCUUGCCUGAGAUUAAAACUUAUCUUCGUUUGCGGUUGUAGAAAAUCAAGGAGUUUUAUUUGGAGUGACAGUACGUGUUGUUUACGGUCUGUUAUCUGUUGCUUUGAGACAUUGACAUAUUGCUAUGUAAGGAUUUUGCAUCAGGAAAAAUUAGUAAUGCUGGGUUUUGUAUGGGUACUUAAUUUAGGAAGUGAUUUCUUGUUA
Molecule: messenger RNA, 804 nt
Organism: Asparagus officinalis (garden asparagus)
Lineage: Eukaryota; Viridiplantae; Streptophyta; Magnoliopsida; Asparagales; Asparagaceae
Product: 40S ribosomal protein S15a
Exons: 4
Coding region: 116-508 (130 amino acids)
Biological process (GO): translation
Cellular component (GO): cytosolic small ribosomal subunit; ribosome
Molecular function (GO): structural constituent of ribosome
Source: RefSeq, a predicted model, not a curated record